AUGAGUUAUCCCAAGUCAUCCCCCAGCUCCACCUUCCUGGUGUCUCAAUGCAAGUUCCUGUUUCAAGUGAAAUACCACAAUAAGAUGCAGAGAUCAGAAACUGGAAAAACAGGAACAUACAGAUCAUUAGCAGCAGGGCACCUUCUGAACGGCUCAGAAAUGGAUGCAUCUGUAGUACAUACAGCUUCAGAGGGUAUAUACAGUGGACUGGUCUCUCCAGACAAUGCUGUGUACAGCACCUGGGGCCAGACCUCAAGCAACAGCCCAGAACCUCUGAAAACAGUAAGUUACGAUGAGGACGUAACCUAUUCUGAGGUGAAAACCACUGACUUCUCCUUCCACACAGUGUCCCAACAGGAACCAGCAGUGCAUAUUAACACUGCAAUACUGAGAGGGGAGAAAAGUGGACAAAGCUCACACCCCUACAGAAUGGCUGCAGUGUGUCUGGGGCUGCUGUGUGCUGUCUUACUGACUGCCAUCAUAGCCCUGUCUGUCCACAAUGCAAGCCUAUCCCACAAAUAUUCAACAAUGGAGAGGAAUCUGGAGCACCUCAGAGCCAAUUACAGCAACAUCAUUGAAACCAGCAGCCAGCUACAGAGAUACCACAACAGAUUCCUACAGAAAGUCCCCCUGUUGGAGAAAUACUGCCCUCUUAUUUCACAGAAGAGAGUGUGUAAACCCUGUCCACAGGGUUGGGAGCAGUUCAGAUCCAAGUGUUACUACUUCUCUACUGAGACUAAGUACUGGCUUCCCAGUCGCAGUGACUGCCUAGGACAAGAUGCUGAUCUGGUGGUUAUAGACAGUGAAGAGGAACAGGAGUUCAUCUCCAACCACACAAAAGAAGGUGAAUACUGGAUUGGAUUGAGUGACUUGGAAACAGAGGGGACCUGGCUCUGGGUUGACAGAACUCCUCUACAGAAAGGAUUCUGGAGGAAUGGAGAGCCUAAUGAUUAUUACAUGAGUAAGAAUCGCCCAAACCAUCGGUAUCCAGAUGCAGACUAUGCAAGCCUAUCCCAGGAAUAUUCAAAAAUAGAGAGAGAUCUGGAGUGGCUCAGAGCCAAUUACAGCAACCUGACUAAAGGCAACAGCCAGCCACAGAGACACCACAAUAAAGUCCCUCAGAAUGGAUCCCUGAUGGAGAAAUACUGCCCCCCCAGUUCACAGAAGAGAGAGUGUAGACCAUGUCCACAAGGCUGGGAGCAGUUCAGAUCCAAGUGUUACUACUUUUCUACUGAGUCGAAGAACUGGACAGACAGUCACAGUUACUGCCAAGGACAAGAAGCUGACCUGGUCAUUAUAGAGAGUGAAGAGGAACAGGAGUUCAUAACCAAACACACAAUUGAAGGUGAAUAUUGGAUUGGACUGAGUGACUCAGAAACAGAGGGGACCUGGCUCUGGGUGGACAGAACCCCUCUGCUGAAAGGGCACGCAGGUCAGUCCAGCCAUAGGAUGCCGCUGAGACAGAAGCCAGUCCUGCCCAUAGAAGGAAGACACUGGUACCCUGGAUCCAACCAGGGAAAGGGUCAGAGCCAGGAGGUGGACCACAAUAAUGCCCAGGAAUGA
Megalops cyprinoides (Indo-Pacific tarpon) is the source of this 1563-nucleotide messenger RNA. RefSeq lists its product as uncharacterized. The record is from RefSeq and is a predicted model, not a curated record. The coding region runs from base 1 to 1563 and encodes 520 amino acids. NCBI's taxonomy places the organism in Eukaryota, Metazoa, Chordata, Actinopteri, Elopiformes, Megalopidae. The transcript is spliced from 11 exons.